AUGUCGUGCCCAUCCGAGAACGUAUUUCGACUUACUGAUAUGCCGAGAGAAAUCUUUGUCGACAUUGUCCAACGUGCUCUCCCACUUGCAGGAACCGACUUAGCUGCACCUGCACUCCUUCAGGCGCUGAAAAUAAACACUGAGCUCUACGAAAUAGCCUCUGAAAUUUACCACCAAGAGAAUCGCACCUUUGUUGUUGGUUCUGCAACAUUCGAGGAUACGCGCAAGGAGCUCCGCCAGCUGUCUCUUCGCGAGCUUGACAGAUUGAGAUGCAUUCGAUUCGUGUGGACCUCAUGCAGGGUGUACUCUCAACAGCUCGAUCCUCUUCGAGCUAACAAGAUUGUGCUGUUGAACAAAAACCGACAACUGGAUCUGGGUCUUUCGAACCAUCCAGCAUUACGUACAAAAGAAAUACAGUUCUCGGAGAAGCCGCACAUCAAAUACGAGAUUGUCGGGGACACUUCAGGAGUCGUGGUCACUUGGGAGUUGGAAGAGACUUCAGGGAAGCUAGGACAAAGCGAAUCGGAGAAUACAAGUCGAAGUUAUGGUCCUAUUCUUGCGAUCUCUGAUCUGUCUCUGAACGGUUGA
This is a messenger RNA of Glarea lozoyensis ATCC 20868, 588 nucleotides long. RefSeq lists its product as uncharacterized. NCBI's taxonomy places the organism in Eukaryota, Fungi, Ascomycota, Leotiomycetes, Helotiales, Helotiaceae. The coding region runs from base 1 to 588 and encodes 195 amino acids. The record is from RefSeq and is a predicted model, not a curated record. The transcript has 3 exons.